Molecule: messenger RNA, 968 nt
Organism: Peniophora sp. CBMAI 1063
Lineage: Eukaryota; Fungi; Basidiomycota; Agaricomycetes; Russulales; Peniophoraceae
Source: the annotation of a GenBank genome assembly
AUGGCUAUAGCUGCACUUUACCGCGAUCCGACACCACCUUCUUCACCGUCACAGCCUGCUUCUCCUGUGCUCCCUUCCUCACCGCCACUCCUGUCAUCACUGCCACCCCCUUCGGACCGUGAAUCCCCGCCACCGCCUAGGUCUUUCCCCUUACCUCCGCCAUCGCCACCUCUGUCGGAUUGUGGGUCUCAGCCACCCGAACCGACACCGCCACCACCAGAACGUACGCCGACUCCCGCUCCUGAGGUCAAGCGCAGAAUCGAGCACUUUGGCAAUCAAGCGGGCGAAGUUCUGAAUCCGGAUGACGACCCUGGCAAUCCUUACAGUCAAUACAAGGCGGGGAUAGACGGUGACAUCAAUCCCGACAACCCGUACUUGCCCUUCCACACCAAAAUGGAUUGGGAUAUUGUGUCCUGGUCGAAGUCGUUCUCGAUCGGCUCCAAUGCCUUAACGGCACUACUACAGAUUGAAGACGUCAAAGACCGACUUGGCUUACAGUUUUCAAGCACUCGGGCGCUCAACGCGAUCAUGGACAACAAACUGCCAUCAAGGCCCAACUUCAAACGCCGGACGUACGCGCUUGGGGGAGAACAGCUGGACAUAUACAUGCGCGACAGCCUCGAGGUACUGUGUGAGCUCUAUGGGCGGCCAGACUUCGCUAGUCACCUCAUUUUUGUGCUGGAGAAGCAUUUCGUGCUCAUGGGAGACGAGGAGGACAGGGCAUACUUGGAUAUGCAUACAGGUACAUGGUGGUGGUAUAUACAGACGAGGAUAGAGUUGAAGUGCCCAGGCGCAACCAUCAUCCCCCUCAUCAUCUCAUCCGACAAAACGCAACUCACCCUUUUCCGCAACCGCUCCGCUUACCCCGUUUAUUUCACCAUCAGCAACAUCCCGAAGGAGCUGCACCGGAAACCCUCCUUGCAAGGCAUGGUCCUCCUCGGCUAUCUCCCCGUCACCAGCCUUACCAG